AUGAUGCAAAGGCCUUGUGAGCUCGCUUGCUAUAGUCGUGUAGAAGGUGGGGAGGUCCACUUUGAUGAGCGCAGCUUGAGGCUUUUUAAGCGUCUCAUCACUGAGGAUAUUGGAGCUGAUUUAAAUGAAGGUUAUGACACUUAUAUUGAGAAAAAAGAGCUUGGCUCCCAGGGUUUUGGUGACCUCCUUGCCUGCAUAAGAGCUAAAAAUCUUCCACUUCAAAACAUUCAUUUUGUGACUUUCCGAAACAACCUAAAUAAGAUAUUAGCUACUGCUUACAUUCGAAAUGAGCCAUGGGAAAUGGGGGUGCAUAAGAGGAAUGGGGUGGUCUAUUUAGAUGUGCAUAAGUUGCCAGAGAGACCGAAAAGUGAGUUGGAUCGUCGAAGAUGUUACUGGGGAUCAACAGAUGAUGGAAGGAGGUUUUAUGUGGAGUUAAAGACUAGCCGUGAGUUGGAGUAUCACACUGAGGAAAGAUUCGAAAGGGAGAAGCUGCUAAAGUUCUGGAUUCAGUCGUUCUUGGCUGGUGUCCCUUAUAUUGUUAUUGGAUUUAGGGAUGACGCUGGCCGGUUAGUCCGCACAGAGAGACUAAGAACUAAAGAUAUAACUCAGAGGGUGAAGAUGAAGAACUAUUGGCAGGUUAAUCAUUUGUUUUGUUUUGUUUUUUCCUUUCUUGCCCCAGACUCUAUUAGUGGGUUGUCCUUUGGGGGUUGGGGUUUUGGGACCCUCGUCCUGGAAGUGGGCUAGGGCAUUUUAUUCACACUACAUGGAGCAAGGAAGCUUUGGUAAGGAGCUCUUUACGCUGAGUUAUGGGUGUUGUUGCAGGAGUGUAGCAAUAGACUUGGCUGAUUGUUUUUUGGGAACAGUCACUUUCACUAUGUUGGAAAAGGACUGGAUUGUGGUCCCUAUUGAUUCUUUAGUGGUAGUCCGUGCUUUUUCUUUUUCUUUUUUUUUUGCUAAACAUUUUAUAUUUUGAGGAUUUG
Molecule: messenger RNA, 980 nt
Organism: Carica papaya (papaya)
Lineage: Eukaryota; Viridiplantae; Streptophyta; Magnoliopsida; Brassicales; Caricaceae
Source: RefSeq, a predicted model, not a curated record